CUUGCUUUAACAGUUCGGUCACAUAUAUCAAGCAUCACCGAUUUAACAGUAGGGGAUUUUCCUUGUGAGGAUAUUACUACAGACACAUUGUCGUCACUGGGCUUCACCACUUUCAGCCAAUCUUCUACGGACGUUAUAACAACAGUGGAAAGUACUAGCUCAUCUACAGACGCAAUAACAACAGAAGAAAGUACUAGCUCAUCUACAGACGCAAUAACAUCAGAAGAAACUACUAGCUCAUCUACAGACGCAAUAACAACAGUGGAAAGUACAAGCUCAUCUACAGACGCAAUAACAUCAGAAGAAACUACUAGCUCAUCUACAGACGCAAUAACAACAGAAGAAAGUAUUAGCUCAUCUAAUGACGCAAUAACAACAGUGGAAAGUACUAUCUCAUCUACAGGCGCAAUAACAACAGAUGAAACUACUAGCUCAUCUAUUGACGCAAUAACAACAGAAGAAACUACUAGCUCAUCUACAUACACAAUAACAUCAGAAGAAACUACUAGCUCAUCUACAGACGCAAUAACAACAAGCUCAUAUACAGACGCAAUAACAGCAGUGGAAACUACUAGUUCAUCUACAGGCGCAAUAACAACAGUGGAAAGUACUAUCUCAUCUACAGACUCAAUAACAACAGAAGAAACUACUAGCUCAUCUACAGGCGCAAUAACAUCAGAAGAAACUACUAGCUCAUCUACAUACACAAUAACAUCAGAAGAAACUACUAGCUCAUCUACAGACGCAAUAACGACAGUGGAAAGUACUAGCUCAUCUACUGACGCAAUAACAACAGUGGAAAGUACUAGCUCAUCUACAGACGCAAUAACAUCAGAAGAAACUACUAGCUCAUCUACUGGCGCAAUAACAACAGUGGAAAGUACUAGCUCAUCUACAUACGCAAUAACAACAGAAGAAACUACUAGCUCAUCUACAGACGCAAUAACAACAGUGGAAAGUACUAGCUCAUCUACUGACGCAAUAACAACAGAAGAAACUACUAGCUCAUUUACAGACGCAAUAACAUCAGAAGAAACUACUAGCUCAUCUACAGACGCAAUAACAUCAGAAGAAACUACUAGCUCAUCUACAUACGCAAUAACAACAGAAGAAACUACUAGCUCAUUUACAGACGCAAUAACAACAGUGGAAAGUACUAUCUCAUCUACAGACGCAAUAACAACAGAAGAAACUACUAGCUCAUCUACUGGCGCAAUAACAACAGUGGAAAGUACUAGCUCAUCUACUGACGCAAUAACAACAGAAGAAAGUACAAGCUCAUCUACUGACGCAAUAACAACAGAAGAAAGUACAAGCUCAUCUACUGACGCAAUAACAACAGAAGAAAGUACAAGCUCAUCUACAUACACAAUAACAUCAGAAGAAACUACUAGCUCAUCUACUGGCGCAAUAACAACAGUGGAAAGUACUAGCUCAUCUACAGACGCAAUAACAUCAGAAGAAACUACUAGCUCAUCUACUGGCGCAAUAACAACAGUGGAAAGUACUAGCUCAUCUACAUACGCAAUAACAACAGAAGAAACUACUAGCUCAUCUACUGGCGCAAUAACAACAGUGGAAAGUACUAGCUCAUCUACUGACGCAAUAACAACAGAAGAAAGUACAAGCUCAUCUACUGACGCAAUAACAACAGAAGAAAGUACAAGCUCAUCUACUGACGCAAUAACAACAGAAGAAAGUACAAGCUCAUCUACUGACGCAAUAACAACAGAAGAAAGUACAAGCUCAUCUACUGACGCAAUAACAACAGAAGAAAGUACUAGCUCAUCUACUGACGCAAUAACAACAGUGGAAAGUACUAGCUCAUCUACUGACGCAAUAUCAACAGAAGAAACUACUAGCUCAUUUACAGACGCAAUAACAUCAGAAGAAACUACUAGCUCAUCUACAGACGCAAUAACAUCAGAAGAAACUACUAGCUCAUCUACAUACGCAAUAACAACAGACGAAACUACUAGCUCAUCUACAGACGCAAUAACAACAGUGGAAAGUACUAGCUCAUCUACAGACGCAAUAACAACAGAAGAAACUACUAGCUCAUCUACUGGCGCAAUAACAACGGAAGAAAGUACUAGCUCAUCUACUAACGCAAUAACAACAGUGGAAAGUACAAGCUCAUCUACUGACCCAAUAACAACAGUGGAAAGUACUAGCUCAUCUACUGACGCAAUAACAACAGUGGAAAGUACUAGCUCAUCUACAGACGCAAUAACAACAGUGGAAAGUACUAGCUCAUCCACUAACGCAAUAACAACAGUGGAAAGUACAAGCUCAUCUACUAACCCAAUAACAACAGUGGAAAGUACUAGUUCAUCUACUGACGCAAUAACAACAGAAGAAAGUACUAGCUCAUCUACUGACGCAAUAACAAUAGUGGAAAGUACUAGCUCAUCUACAGACGCAAUAACAACAGUGGAAAGUACUAGCUCAUCUACAUACGCAAUAUCAACGGAAGAAAGUACUAGCUCAUCUACAGACGCAAUAACAACAGUGGAAAGUACUAGCUCAUCUACUGACGCAAUAACAACAGUGGAAAGUACAAGCUCAUCUACUAACCCAAUAACAACAGUGGAAAGUACUAGUUCAUCUACUGACGCAAUAACAACAGAAGAAAGUACUAGCUCAUCUACUGACGCAAUAACAACAGUGGAAAGUACUAGCUCAUCUACAGACGCAAUACCAUCAGAAGAAAGCACUAGCUCAUCUACAGACGCAAUAACAACAGUGGAAAGUACUACCUCACCUAUCGAACUGUCAUCAAAAGAAAGCACAGUAACGGCGACAACAGCAUUGUUAACAGCAUAUUCUCUCAGUACAAAGGAACAUACGAAUAUUGGAUCUACAACAGAAUCGGCUGAUACCUCGUCAGAUACAACCACUGGCAUUACAAAUAUGUAUAGCGGUAACGUGACAGACAUAAACACAACCUCAGCAACGGUUAGCACGAAUAUGGAGACUUUAACCACACACUCCACCUUCUUUGACACCAGCACAUCCUCUACCGCUUCUACACAAUCUACUUCAUUUAGCAGUACUCAGUACAUGACAUCAUUACCUACCACGUCAUCAGCAGUAUGCGUGUCUUGUUUUUGUAAUAAUGGGACUACAAUUAACAAAACACAAGAACAGAUACAGGAGGAAAUCACACAAAUUAAGAAGAAUUUGACGAUAGAAAAGACGACACUUUCCUCGUAUACCCGCCAGAAAAUUUCGGCAGCUGAUGGACGUUGGUCGUCUGCUGCUCUUGGUUCGGUGGGGAUAGUGGUUAUCGCUGCUGCCUGUGUGCUUGUGGUACUUAGUGACAUUCAACACUUCAUCAAGGCAGUCAAAAUGUGGCGAAAAAGGCUUACUAAGUAUUUUCGGAGAGACAGACAUCUUGAACGUUUUAACUUGGGAUCUCUUGAGAAAUAGUGUCUACAUUGUAACUUGUAUUGUGCAUGAACGAGAACACGUUAUUAUCUAUUCAUAUGCGUGUAUUAAGUACGCUACCCGUACAUGUUCAACAUGAUGAAUUGAAAAAUCUGUUUUAGACUUUACUAGUAUUUAUACAUUUUCAUGAAUUUUGAAUCUUGAUUCGUACAAUGUUCAAAACAAAUAUAGAGGUGUAUCCAUCUGGUCUGCGAGUACCGUAUUAUAGAGUAGGGUAGCCCAUCGCCAUCCUCCUCCAGAAAAUAUAGUCUAAAGCGUGCUCGAUUUUCCUGCCAGCUCACCCCACCUACACACCCACUUCUUCAGGAAAGACAAGUUUAGAAUAGGAUUUUCCCUAGGCGAUAUCGCAUCGCAGAGCCAAAUUACCACCCUUUUGUAUUCUAGAGUAGGUUUUAACACAAUAUUGAACAACUCAUUGUGCAUUUAUGAGGAUUUUUUCUAUUGCUACUAAGUGAAGUGAAUAUGAUAAGUAUCGGCGGGCCUUGAUUUGUCUCCGUAUUUGGUAAUGAUUUCCAUAUUUGAACUAUGGAAAAGGAAAAAUAGUCCAAGAAAGACAAAUUCUAAACGCAUAGAAUAAACCACCAUAUCCAGAGUGAAUAUUUAUUUCAUCUUUCUUUAUUGAAUAUUGCAAGUUGGUACACUACUUUAGCACAUUAAUUUUGUUUGUUUUAUAGUAGUUCAAAAAGUAGUUCGCGGCAUGCAUAUAUUCAUACGCUGACAGACGGGACUACAAAUUCGAUUCUUACUAGAUAACAUACAAUGAUAUGUGUCUUUAUUGUUGAAAAUGACAAGCAAUGAAUUUCAAUAGAAAAUAAGCAAAAAACAAAGAAUAAACACACACACAUUAAUUCAGUUUUGAUUGGAAAGAUUUCAACAGGUUAUAUUUGGAUCUCUACUUUAGGCUGACACUGGGAGUCGUGGUAUUUUUUCUUAAUCUUCACAUACACCAUACCUACAUGUAGAGACGAAUAUGAUGUUGAUUUUGCCAAAUUAUAUAGCCUUGCUGCGAUCAAGUCAUAGAGCUCCUUUCAUUGCACGCACAGAUGUUUACAUACAGUCAUUGGUUGCAAAGUACAACUGAGGAAAGGGAUAUUUUUCUCCAUUGGGACUAUUUGACAUAUGUAUUUUCUCCAUUGGGACUAUUUGACAUAUGUAUUUUCAGAUUUGGGUGAAUCUGUGAAUUUCUAAUAUCAUUAGAUGAAGGUUUUAUUACGCAUUUUUUUAAUACUGUUUACGUACACAGUCUGUACCACAACAAUGAAUUUCCAAAUCCAAAACCAAAAAAUUAACAAAAUCUCUGCUUACGUGAGAUUCGUUUUAACAUACUCAGGACAACCCUUCAAGGAAUACCAUGAGCGUUGGAGCAGAGGAGGUGGGAGGGUGGCUAACAAUAUUUGAUAUUUUGGCUAAUAAAUAAAUAGAUUUAAAUACUAAAAUACAUGAAAAAAAAAAUCAUGAUUUCCUGUAUUUCAUCAUUCUAUUUGUACAUAAUGCAUUCAGUGAUUUACGAGAUGAAUUUUCAA
Messenger RNA from Ostrea edulis (European flat oyster), 4973 nucleotides. RefSeq names its product mucin-2-like. The record is from RefSeq and is a predicted model, not a curated record. The annotation marks the transcript as partial. The transcript has 2 exons. NCBI's taxonomy places the organism in Eukaryota, Metazoa, Mollusca, Bivalvia, Ostreida, Ostreidae.